Messenger RNA from Trypanosoma grayi, 408 nucleotides. Its product is annotated as Tbingi protein. Lineage: Eukaryota; Euglenozoa; Kinetoplastea; Trypanosomatida; Trypanosomatidae. The record is from RefSeq and is a predicted model, not a curated record. The coding region runs from base 1 to 408 and encodes 135 amino acids. The transcript has a single exon.
AUGACCCAGCCCGAUCGCGUGCUGCGCCUCCUGCCGCCGGGAUCUGCACCGCAACCGGACAUGACACACGGAGAGGCACUGCGACACCUUGGAAAAGGUGCGAACCACUCUGCCCUAACGCUUUUCAACAAGAGCCUGCGCACUGGCAUCGUUCCGCAGAGCUGGAGACACGGGAUUAUAAGCCCACUCCUCAAACUGGGGAAGAAAGCAACUGGCCUAGAGCCAUACAGACCAGUCGCGCUCACCAGUUGCUUCUGUGAGCUCAUUGGGCGAAUCAUAGCAGCGCGUAUUCUUGAUGUGAUACUGCCUGCGCUUACGCCACAGCAGCUCGGGUUCCGGCCAGCCCGCCCCCCCCCCAUUAGACCAACCAUUGCACCUUCAAGCGAACGCGCAUCGCCCGCCUUCUGA